UAAUGAAUUGACUAUUAUUUCUGCUAUUUGUACAGUACUAGUAUGUAGUGCAGGCCUGCUUCGUUAAAAGAACACAGUGCAUAUGCAUGAGUCUACCAACCUGAAUGAUUCUACCCUUCUUAUUCCACUGCAAAUCUUGGUUAGAGAACAUUGGGAGGAAAUUGUUGUGGUGGAGAAGCCGUCCGUCUGUCAUGAUAGCUACCAUCGGUGGUAGUGAGAUCAUCGACCCCGACAACCACCUACCCGACCUGACAGGAUUCGUAUCCAAGAAGUCGCCUCAUCCAGUAGCGCACGGUAGUUUCGGGGAUGUGUGGAAAUGCACCUACACCGCAUCCAACCGUCAAGGCCUGGAGUCAAAUCCAUAAGGAUUGAUGUCGCAGGCGACGAUUCCAGGGACAGAGUGACUCAAAGACUCUUGGGCGAUUUUCGUGCACGCAAGCAACUGCAUCACGAAAAUCUUUUGCCUCUGCUCGGUUUCAGUCACGAAUUUGGGCUACUUCCAGCGAUGGUAUCUCCCUGGAUACACAACGGCUCGCUCACUACAUAUCUUGAACACCAUUUCACAGAAUUAACCAUUACACAAAAACUCCUGAUCUUGCGACAAGUCGCUGCAGCCAUUAGCUACCUCCACUCGAAGGGGGUUGUCCACGGUGACCUUACCGCCAACAACAUUCUGAUAGAUUCAGACCGCAAUGCCCACGUAGCAGACCAUGGAAUUCUUACCAUGUGUUCUGAGCUCUCAGGGACUUCAUACAUCAGAAGCAACGUGCGGUGGGCUGCGCCAGAGCUCUUCGAGGUGCCAGAGAGCGAAGAGUCAUUGACUCCACAACCAGCCAGCGAUAUUUAUUCAUUUGGAUGCAUCAUGCUUCAGGUUAUGACAGGCAGACCACCCUAUGCAGAUGUGCGAAGCGAUCACCAAGUCAUUGUCCUGAUACUGAAGGGUAAGAAGCCUACAAGACCAUCGAGUCCGCACGACGCAGAUUCUUUCUGGGAUUUCAUCGAAAAAUGCUGGGGUGAUAUAGGACGUCGCCCCUCUGCCGUUGAUGUUCUGAACUUCCUAGGAUCAAACCAUGUCACUGCGCUAGUCAAACAAACAGAGAGCUGAUCGGAUCGAUUUUAUUUUAUUUGUUUAUGUAUAUAUCAUUGACGGUUUAUUAUUUAGUACAUAAUUACAUAAUCGGUUUUAGUCUCCGGAGACUUUU
Molecule: messenger RNA, 1202 nt
Organism: Suillus plorans
Lineage: Eukaryota; Fungi; Basidiomycota; Agaricomycetes; Boletales; Suillaceae
Product: kinase-like domain-containing protein
Exons: 8
Coding region: 317-1105 (262 amino acids)
Biological process (GO): signal transduction; protein phosphorylation
Cellular component (GO): cytoplasm
Molecular function (GO): protein kinase activity; ATP binding
Source: RefSeq, a predicted model, not a curated record